This is a messenger RNA of Nematostella vectensis (starlet sea anemone), 6132 nucleotides long. Its product is annotated as plasma membrane calcium-transporting ATPase 4. NCBI's taxonomy places the organism in Eukaryota, Metazoa, Cnidaria, Anthozoa, Actiniaria, Edwardsiidae. The transcript is spliced from 9 exons. Gene Ontology annotation, biological process: regulation of cytosolic calcium ion concentration; calcium ion transmembrane transport. The record is from RefSeq and is a predicted model, not a curated record. Gene Ontology annotation, molecular function: ATP binding; P-type calcium transporter activity; ATP hydrolysis activity. Bases 622 to 4071 code for a protein of 1149 amino acids. Gene Ontology annotation, cellular component: intracellular membrane-bounded organelle; membrane.
GCGAAGCCGAGAGCUUUGAAAAUAAGACUUGUAAAGCUUGGCUUAUAUGUGUGUAAGGAGAUACUUUUCUGCAGGAUUCUGCCGCCUCUAGAGUGUCCGAAGCCUUGAUUUCUCUUGGACCAGGCCGGCGGUGCUCCUUGCGAGUGGAGAGGCGUUGUUGACAACUCUGCGAGCGUGUGCUCCGAACCCUCUCCGCUUUCUUUGCGAGAGGUUGUGGACCGCCUAUUUAUGUGGAGUUGAAUUAUAAUUCUGGUUCACCACUCGAUCGCAUGGGGUUAUAGGAGCUGUUUGGACGGUGACUUUGCAGCAACAGCUCAUAGAAUACACCCAUCAACUGGGAUUGUGAUCUAAACUCAAGUUCUAGCAAUCGACUGGAAAGAACAACAUUUCGCUUCUGGCGUGCGCUUGGUUCGUUCUGUUGGCUAGUGCUUUUCCAAGUUUUGGGAACUAAAUCACGAUUAGGAGGUAGUAAGCGUGAUAUUAUACUGUAUAGUGAGCUUGCACUAGGUAGGUUCUACAUCGGUAGUAUUUAGGUCAAGAUAUAUCUCUCGCCUUGUUGAGGCCGGCAAACUGAACUGUGCACUCCUUCUAACGUAAAUACUUCGCUGGCAUACUAUAAACAUGGAUGCUCAAAUUAAAAAAGAAGAACGCCAAUCGCUGCAUUCGCACGAUUCUAUAGACUUCAGUGUUGUUGCAGACUUCUCCGAUAUUUCCGUGGGGGAUUUGAAGCAGUUGAUGAAAUGCCGGGGUUUGGAAGCGAAAGAUCAUUUGGCCUCGACCGGAGGCCUGCAUGGACUUGUGAGAAAGCUUCAUACCUCCACCGAAAAGGGAAUUUCUGGCUUUCCCGAGGACAUCGAAAAUAGGAAGAGGGUUUUUGGGCCCAAUGUAAUUCCCCCUAAACCCCCGAAAACGUUUUGGGAGUUCUUGGUCGAUGCCUGCAAGGACACAACUUUGAUUAUUCUGACAGUAGCGGCAGUUGUGUCCCUUCUCCUAGGCAUUUUUGCUCCUGAAGAAUGUGGUGGCUCUGAAGCCAAUACCGGAUGGAUCGAUGGCUUUGCUAUCCUUAUUGCUGUUUGUAUUGUGGCUUUGGUAACUGCUGUGAAUGAUUACCAGAAGGAGCAACAAUUCCGAGGUCUCCAGAGUAAAAUAGAAUUAGAGCACAAAUUCACUGUCAUUAGAAAUGGUGAUGCAAAAGAAAUUCUAAACAGCGAAAUAGUUGUUGGUGAUCUAUGCCAGAUUAAGUAUGGAGACUUGCUUCCAGCUGAUGGUGUUGUUGUCCAGAGCAAUGACUUGAAAGUUGAUGAGAGCUCAUUGACUGGUGAGUCAGAUAUGGUCAAGAAAGGUGAGAAAGAUCCUCUAUUCCUGGCCGGUACACAUAUCAUGGAAGGAAGUGGAAAGAUGAUCGUAACAGCUGUUGGUCUAAACUCUCAAUCUGGAAUCAUAUUUACCCUACUUGGUGCCACACACCCUGACAAAAUUGAUUCAGGUGAUGACGCCCCACCCCAGUCCCCGGCCAUCAAAGGUGCCCCUGGAGAUGACUUUGAAGAUGUGAACCUUGAUGAUGACCAGGAAUCUUCAGAGAAUGGCAAGGAGAGAAAGGACAAGCAAGAGAAAUCAGUGUUGCAAGCAAAGCUAACCAAGCUUGCCGUGACCAUUGGAUGGUUCGGUGUUGCAGCAGCGCUCCUCACAAUCAUCGUUAUGGCCCUGCAGUUCAGUAUUCGCAAGUAUGUGAAGGAAAAAGCUAGUUGGCAAAACACGCAUCUAAAUGCCUAUGUGAAUGCAUUUAUUACUGGGCUUACUGUGCUGGUUGUGGCUGUGCCAGAGGGACUUCCUCUCGCUGUAACCAUAUCCCUGGCCUAUUCGGUAAAAAAGAUGCUGGAUGAUAACAACUUGGUGCGACAUCUUGACGCCUGUGAAACUAUGGGUAAUGCAACUGCUAUUUGCUCUGACAAGACAGGUACCCUCACAACAAAUAGAAUGACAGUUGUUCAGCUUUACACUAUGGGUCAACAUCAUAAAACUAUCCCAGAAAAUCCUAAGGAGUUCAGCCCAGAGUUGCUGGAAAUCCUCUGCAAGGGUAUUGCCCUAAACAGCAGCUAUGCUUCAAAUUGUGUGCCUCCCAAAGAUGGUGGGCGGGAAAUCUUGCCGAUGCAGGUUGGCAACAAGACAGAGUGUGCGUUACUAGGGCUAGUGCUUGAUCUUGGUGAUACUUAUCAGGAUUAUCGUGACAACAACCCAGAGUCUACCUUUGUCAAGGUUUAUACCUUCAAUUCCAGCCGUAAGUCCAUGUCUACAGCCAUUCGAAUGCCUGAUGGGGGAUAUAGGCUUUUUUCAAAGGGUGCCUCAGAGAUUCUUCUUAGCCGUUGUACAAGCAUUAUCGGCAGGAAUGGCCAGCCAGAGCCCUUCAGUAGCCAGGAUUGUCUUUCCUUGGUGCAGUCUGUGAUAGAGCCAAUGGCUUCUGAUGGAUUGAGAACCAUCUGUAUGGCUUACAGGGAUUUCCCACCAACCGAUGAUGACACCCCUCCUGACUGGGAUGAUGAGGCUGGUAUCCUCAGUGAAAUGACCGCAAUUGCUAUCGCUGGUAUUGAAGACCCUGUCAGACAAGAGGUUCCAGCAGCCAUCAAGAAGUGCCAACAAGCAGGCAUUGUUGUGCGCAUGGUGACUGGUGACAAUGUUAACACUGCUAGGUCUAUUGCUGGAAAGUGUGGAAUCCUGGAACCAGACAAGGACUUCCUCGUGUUGGAUGGCAAGGAAUUCAACAAGCUGAUCAGGGACAGCAACGGCAGGGUUAGUCAAAAGAAGUUUGAUGAGAUCUGGCCCCGUCUGCGUGUACUUGCUCGCUCAUCUCCAGAGGAUAAGUACACCCUAGUCAAGGGUAUCAUCGACAGCAAGCUCAACCCUGCCCGUGAGAUUGUCGCUGUCACAGGGGAUGGUACUAAUGAUGGACCAGCCCUCAAGAAAGCCGAUGUUGGAUUUGCCAUGGGUAUUGCUGGUACCGAUGUUGCCAAAGAAGCGUCAGACAUCAUCUUGACGGAUGACAACUUCCGCAGUAUCGUGAUGGCCGUGAUGUGGGGAAGGAAUGUCUAUGACAGCAUCUCCAAGUUCUUGCAAUUCCAGCUGACUGUGAACUUGGUAGCCAUAGUUAUUGCCUUCGUGGGAGCAUGUGUUGUCGAGGUGAGUCCCCUUACCGGUACACAGCUUCUGUGGGUGAACCUGAUAAUGGACUCGUUCGCAUCACUUGCUCUCGCUACCGAGCCUCCAACGGAAGAACUGCUGACUCGCAAGCCAUACGGGCGCACCAAGCCCCUCAUCACGCGUACCAUGAUCAGGAACAUUCUGGGCCACGGCGUCUACCAGAUCAUCGUCCUGUUCGUCCUCGUCUUCAAGGGCGCGGAGUUCUUUGACAUUGAAGACGGAUUCCUAGAGGAGACGCGCUGCAAGCCGACACAGCACUCUGCGGUGAUUUUCAACACGUUUGUCUUGAUGCAACUGUUUAACGAGAUUAAUUCGCGUAUGGUGCACGGGGAGAGGAACGUCUUCAAGGGCAUCUUUAGGAAUCCCAUUUUUGUUGGUAUCAUGGGUGGUACAUUCAUUGUCCAGAUUCUGAUCAUCGAGUUAACAGGCAAAGCUUUCCAUGUCGUCGGCCUGAACUGGGAGCAGUGGAUGUGGUGCAUCUUCCUGGGCUUCACCGAGCUGCUCUGGGGUCAACUGGUCCUCACCAUUCCCAAAGAGUCAUUCCCCAAACUUUGUCGAUUUGGUACAGAGGGCGUUCCAAUCGCUACCAUCAUAGAACCCGACGGUGCCAGAGACAGCCGUGCUAGGUUGCUAUGGAUACGUGGAUUGACGCGUUUGCAGCAUCAGAUCCGUGUGGUAAAUGCGUUCCGUAGUGCUAUUGACGGUGGCCGUAGCCAGCGUGCCAUCGCGUCUCCAGCCGUUUUCAACUCGCUGCUAGCUCCAGUGCGAACUGCUAUGGUGUAUGACGAUAAGAGGGGCUAUGGCGGCAGCUCACUAGACAGGUCUGAUGGGGGCGCACGGAAACAACCUUGCGCUAGCAUAGAAACAGCCAUGUAAACAGCGCGUGCUGGGCCAGUACUAAAGAAUAAAAGGCAACGAAUCACAUGCAUUUGACUAAAUGACGUUCGCAAAUCACGCGAACCAUUUUUAAGUGUUUGGUCUGCUUGAUGUAAGAGUUUUGGCCUUGAUUUGUCUCGCCCUUGGCUGCUGGCCCACACGCACCCCUUUUCUCUCCUGUUUCGUGCUCCAUGUGCAGGGGUUUAGCCUCCUGUCGUAUGACGUCUCUUCUCUGCUAAGUUCUCUAAACAGACGUCAGUUUUGUUUUACUUCAGUUGUCUUUCGAGCUGGGGUUCUAUCCUACAAACUGCACUGCACAAAUAGUUUACCCAGAUUUAAAAGUGCAGAGCACUGUAAUUUCAUGGUUUUGUUACCGAUACGGUUAAACGCACCUUACAUGUCACCUAACCCUAACCUGCCUGCUAUUCGGAUAGCACCUGGUGCUUGCUUCACUUAGGAGCACUGAGUAAUGAGCAAUGUCUUUGGGCACGCGAAUGCAUGGCGCCGUAGCGAAUCGCUCGUUUAGACGCCGCCUACAUACACACCGUACGUGGGGGCUUGAGAUAUUAAUAGACGCCACCCUCAAUUGAUACCCCAUUUGGGGCUUGCUGUCGAAUCCGUUGUAUCGCGACGUCGCAUUUUCAAAACAUCGAUUUGUUUUUGUCUUAUGGGAUUUUCUGUUCCGCCAGUCAAAUUAUUCUAAGCCAAUCAGAUUCUUGCCAUCUCUCGCCUAGUGUAGCUGCCUGGCUUUCUGUCGCGACACUGUUUGGUUUUCGCCCAGAGGAUAGCCAGGGAAGUGCACAAAGCUGGACUCUGAUUGGCCCAGAAUGGUUUAACUGACGGAACAGAAACCCAAAACAAAUCGUGUUUUGAAAACGCGGGUUGCGAUACAGCGGAUUCGACAGUAAAACAACAAUAAACGCAACCCUCGAUAAGACAUCGCCGAAUUAAUUACCGAGAGGACAAGGCAAUUAGCGAAAUGCAGGCCCAGGCCUUUUUCAUAGAACCCGGCUUCUGCGUCGUCUAAACGAGUAGAUAUGGGCUGCAACUGAACCCGGCUUCUCAGGGAUUCAAGCAUCGCGUGCUAACGUCUACUAACCCUUUGCUCACUUCAGCUCUAUACGUUUAUAUCAGCUAGGAGAAGGCGUCUAUAGUGUAGUCACUUAGGGACAACGUAGGGACAACAGUGAGUAGCUGACGGGAUAUCAAUUUGUGGUUCUUCGUGAUUUCCUCUAGUUUAUUAUAUUGGCGUAUUCGUGUUAUUAGUUUUCAUACUCGCAUAUUUUUUAUGCGAUCUCCUUGAGAGACAAAUCUGAACAUAUACGCUUUUUCCUUGUACUAUUUCCAAGAAACAUCCAUUGGGCUUGGAUAUGUAUGAUUAUAAUGAGUAUUCUUUCUUGGACAUUGUGGUGUGCGCGUAUGUGGGUGCUUAGUUUACUCGGUCGUGUUUGUAAUCCCAGCAGGCUGCUACUUGCAUGUAUUAGGUGUGUUACUUCAAUAUUUUUGUAUCUUGAAAAUGGCAAUGAAUUUUUUUCAUUUAGGAAUCAUUUAAAACGAUUUAUAUACUCGCUCACUAUAGGAAAUGUAUUGAGAUUUCUGGAAAUAUGAUUAAAAAUAUUGUUUUGAUCACCUUAGAUGUCCACGGAAUAUAUUAUUAGGUAUGGCAACAAUAUUUGGAGCUUUAUUGUAAUACGUGCUUUUGAUCUCCAUGUGUGAAUUUUGGAGAAAAAAAAUAUCGACAGGUUUAUUAUUAGGGUUUUAAUUUGUAGAAAUACCUAGGUAUAUUUAUUAAUAAUAUUUGUACAAUUGAUUGCAUCUGAUGUAAGGAUGUGGAUUACAAUGGCGAUGUUAAUGUGGCGGUGAUGGUGAAGAUAAUGGUUAUAGUUACGAUGAUGGUGAAAUUGAUGAUAAAAUUUAUAAUUGACCAGAGUAACGUAGACAGUCCUCUUGAAGACAUCUUUACUUUUAGAAAAAUAGUUUAGAAUCAAGUAGUAAUCAUGAGAGUUGUUUAAUGUCAAGUAGAAAUCAUUCGAAUUGUUCAUUAAAACAUGCAUGAACGUA